This is a messenger RNA of Bactrocera latifrons, 1373 nucleotides long. RefSeq lists its product as uncharacterized. Gene Ontology annotation, molecular function: protein binding. The coding region runs from base 90 to 1367 and encodes 425 amino acids. The record is from RefSeq and is a predicted model, not a curated record. NCBI's taxonomy places the organism in Eukaryota, Metazoa, Arthropoda, Insecta, Diptera, Tephritidae. The transcript is spliced from 5 exons.
GCCUUAUAAUUUGUGAAGGCAACGAGCAGGCGAUUUGUGCCCGAAAUGUAAACAGUGGUGAAGUUCGGCGCUUUAGUGGACUCUGUGACAUGGCGCGCGAUGUAUGCGUCAACGACAAUGAUUGGCAACUGACCACCGAUGAUGCUUGUGUCAAACUGUUGAAAAGUCCAAACCCUACAUUUCCAGUUCCAACCACCGAAGCUACUACGCUUAAAGCAUCUAAAGGAAAGCUCUUUUCAAAAAUGGAAAAAGUAAAACACGGACAAGGUGUUAGAAAAGGGAACAUGGGCAAGUCCAUACCAUGCCCCAAGGUAUUUAACCCGGUCUGCGCUGAACUCUUUGGCGUCAAGGCGACAUUUAUCAACGAAUGUCUUGUGAAUGCAGAGAACGUAAGAUUUAACAAAGAAUGGAAAAUUUUCUCGGAGGGCGUGUGCGCGGAAGACUACGCGACCUCCGAAACACACAUUAGCAAGCGCAGCACGGUGGACAGUGCGACUGUUACAUUCCAGCUGAACGCACCAGAGCAGCAAUCGAACAGCGAUGUCAUAUGGGCACCAAACAUCGAAAACACCAACUACAUGAAUGAGGAUGUUUUCAGGUCCCAUGGAGGGCAAAUGAGAAGCAUGCUGCAGUACAACCAGCCAUUUGGGGCGCGACAUAGCGAACAGUCGUCCUUGGACGCAACUCCUCAUACUAUACGCAUCCUGCCAGUGGUGAACGAUCGUGUGCCGGUCUGUAAAUUUGGCGCUGGUCCAGUUUGUGGGAGUUCAUCGCAGAACUCGAUGCAUAAAUUUGAAAAUAUCUGCGAGCUUUUGCUGAGGAAUAUCAUUUUAAAUGAAUCUUGGGUUGUGGUUAACGAGGGCAAAUGCCGAAGAUGUGUCUUGAAUUGUACGACAGACUAUGAUCCCAUAUGUAUCUCACGGAAUGGUGUUAAUUACACCAUACUUAACCAAUGCCAUCUGGAUCACGCUAUUUGUCGAAAUAAUUUGAACACGUGGAAGAUACUAGGCAAAGGAGAGUGCAAAAAUGUCUUGAAAAAUAUUACUUCGAGCCCGGAUGAUUACAUCAAAAUAACCGCAGUGAAUCAAAAUGAAGAAUAUUUUCCGAGGCAUACACGGAGAAUUCUCGAAUUCUUUACAGUAAAAGCAGCGGAUAGUCAGAAAAACGAAAGCCUACCCGUGGUUCCUGACCAAAAGUCUUCACUAGAGGUUUUCUCUGUGGAAUCCCAAAGCUCCAGCUCCAGCGAACUUUUACUUCCCAACACUACAUCACAGCCCAGCGAAAACAGAACACAUAAAACUCAUAUAAUGAAUUUAUGGCGGAGCUCGAAGAGAAAAUCGCCCUCCUCUAGAAGAAAGAGAAAUUAACAAUAA